GCCGCGGCGACGUCUCCGCGCUCUGCCUCCGCGGGAUUUUAACUCUUAUUACCGCCUGAUUCCCUCGCCGUGAGCACCCCCCCGGCCCCCGGAGCUCGCUCACCCCGUCACACUCGCACAGACGCCGCGGACAAGGUGUUGUGGAGAAAUGUACAGAGAGGGGAGGGUAAAAAAAAGAAUAAUAUCUCAUGUUAUUCAGCGUGACCCAGCAGAAAAUGUCUUUUCCUCUCCGGUUAUGAGUUUUCGACUGGAGGCAGCGAGCCAACGCCGAGCGUAGUGACCGUCGAGAGGAUGCAACGGGUCACACUCUCUCCCUCGUGUUUCUCCUGAGCGGCGAGGAUGGGUCAGAGGAGGAGAUCAUGCCGGUGAGACAAAGAAACAGCAGCGCUCAACCCCGGAAAACUCCCCGCGAACACGCCGACUGACGCGACCAUGCCCCGCCUGCCCCCGUGAUUCUACCCCCCGCCCCCCCGACCUUUGCACCGUCCCCUCGGUCCAAUCAGUGCCGCGGCCCGAGCCGCCGCUACAACAACUCCCGCGCAAAGUCGGCCAUGGCGACGCCCUUCCUGUGGAAGCUGUCGUCCCAGAAGCUGGGCUUCUUCCUGGUCAGCUUCGGGUUCAUCUGGGGCAUGAUGCUGCUGCACUUCACCAUCCAGCAGCGGGCCAGCCAUGAGAACAGCGCCGUGCUGCGGCAGCAGAUCCUGGACCUCAGCAAGCGCUACAUCAAAGCGCUGGCGGAGGAGAACCAGAGCGUCAUGGACGGGCCGUACGUCGGCACCAUGACGGCUUACGACCUGAAGAAGACCCUGGCAGUGUUGCUGGACAACAUCAUGCUGCGGCUGGGCAAGCUGGAGUCCAAGGUGGAGAACAUCUACAACGGCACGGGGGGAAACCUGACCAACGGCACCAGCACCGCCACACCCAGCACCACCAACUCAGAGAAGGUGAACGUGGCAGACCUCCUGAACGGAGCCCAGGAGAAGUGUGAGCUGCCGCCUAUGGAUGGUUUCCCUCACUGCGAGGGGAAAGUCAAGUGGAUGAAGGAGAUGUGGCACUCAGACUCCUGCUAUUCCAACUACGGCGUGGACGGAUCCGCCUGCUCCUUCUUCAUCUACCUGAGUGAGGUGGAGAACUGGUGUCCCCGCCUGCCCUGGAGGACCAAGACCCUGAAUGAGGAGAUAGACCGGAGGGGACAGGCGGAGUUCCGCACCAGUUUCGACGAGCUUUACCGGGUGAUGUCACAGCGGGAGGAGUUCCGCUGGAUGAUGCUGAGGAUCAAGCGCAUGGCCGAGCCGUGGGUCAGCGCCAUCCGCUCGCUGGCGGCCAAGCAGAACCUGGCCAAGCGGCGGAGGAAGAAGGUCCUGGUUCACUUGGGCCUACUGACCAAGGAGUCAGGCUUCAAGAUCGCGGAGAACGCCUUCAGCGGCGGCCCGCUGGGCGAGCUGGUGCAGUGGAGCGACCUCAUCACCACGCUGUACCUGCUGGGCCACGACGUCCGCAUCUCAGCCUCCCUGGCCGAGCUCAAAGAGAUCAUGCGUAAGGUUAUGGGGAACAAGUCAAGCUGCCCCACUCAGGGCGAUAAGGUGGUGGAGCUCAUCUACAUCGACAUCGUGGGACUCACUCAGUUCAAGAAGACGCUGGGACCGUCCUGGGUCCACUACCAGUGCAUGCUGCGGGUGCUGGAUUCGUUCGGGACGGAACCGGAGUUCAACCACGCCCACUACGCCCAGUCCAAGGGUCACAAGACGCCCUGGGGGAAGUGGAACCUCAACCCACAGCAGUUCAACACCAUGUUCCCUCACACCCCGGACAACAGUUUCCUAGGCUUCGUGGUGGAGCAGCACCUCAACGCCAGCGACAUCAGGCACAUCGACGACAUCAAGAGACAGAACCAGUCGCUGGUCUACGGCAAGGUGGACAACUUCUGGAAGGACAAGAAGAAAUACCUGGACGUGAUCCACAGCUACAUGGAGGUGCACGGCACCGUGCACGGCACCAGCACCGUGCACCUGCCGAGCUACGUGAGGAACCACGGCAUCCUGAGCGGCCGCGACCUGCAGUUCCUCCUGCGAGAGACCAAGUUGUUUGUGGGUCUGUCCUUCCCCUACGAGGGUCCCGCGCCGCUCGAGGCCAUCGCCAACGGCUGCGCCUUCCUCAACCCCAAGUUCAACCCACCGAAGAGCAGCAAGAACACGGACUUCUUCAAGGGCAAACCCACCCUGAGGGAGCUCACCUCUCAGCAUCCGUACGCUGAGGUGUACAUCGGUCAGCCGCACGUGUGGACGGUUGACAUCGACAACUCCGCCGAGGUGGAGCGAGCGAUCCGCUCCAUCCUCAGCCAGAAGAUCGAGCCCUACCUGCCCUACGAGUUCACCUGUGAGGGGAUGCUGCAGAGAGUCAACGCCUUCAUCGAGAACCAGGACUUCUGUCACGGUCAGGUGAUGUGGCCGCCGCUCGGCGCCCUGCAAGUCAAACUGGCCGAGCCCGGUCGCUCCUGUAAGCAGGUGUGUCAGGAGGAGCAGCUCAUCUGUGAGCCGUCCUUCUUCCAGCACCUCAACAAGGACAAGGACCUGGCCAGGUUUGGCGUGGACUGUCAGUCGGUGGAGUCGAGCGCGGACACGGUGGUCCCGGCGUACAGCGACGCCCAGCGCCACUGCAUCUUCCAGUCCGACCUGCUGCUGUUCAGCUGCGCCGGCGCCCACCAGACGCUGCGGCGCAUCUGCCCCUGCCGCGACUACAUGAAGGGCCAGGUGGCGCUGUGCAAAGACUGCCUAUAGCACGCGCACGCACGCCGGCGAGGGGCGCGGCCAGGACGCAGACGUGGGGGCGGGGUCAAAGGAUGGGCGGAGCAGCUAAAACGAGUGUGUGAGCGUGUUUGAGACACACACACCGGAGUCCUUCAUGUUUUCAUGAGACUGUUUAUUCCUCAUCGACAUUUUUUUUUUUUUUCAAUCGCUUGAAUCAACGAUGGGAGUCUUGUUCUGCACAUAUCAGUUCAACAGGGCAGCGAGGCACCAGGGAGACGCCCCGCCCCCUUCCUGACAGCCGCCCUGCCCCCUCCAUCCACCGUCCCGCUCAAAUCUGAAACUGCUUAUUGUUUAGGUAGGUUUGCACUGGACUGGCCUGCCUGAAGGGCCAAGCCCCCAACACGCACGUAUAUAUACACACACACAAACAUAUAUAUAUACACACAAAGUGGGUGGGGCCUAACAGACGGCGGCUAAAGACAUACCAGUUCUACACUGUAACCGACUUGUUCCUCUCGUGUGGACAAACGUGACGAGAGAGAAACAUGUAUCAGAGAUUAAUCUAGAUUUAUAUUCUGGAAGUUUUAUCGUUCCCGGACACAGACACCCCCCCCCCCCCGACACAAGAGUGUGGACGAGGUUCCGCCGGAUCGGCGUCUUAUUUAAAGUUGUGAAGAGAACCGAGUGUGUGUUUCUGUAAAAGGCCAGUAGAGAGUCAUAGAAGCUGUUUCAGCAUCAUACGGUACGACACACACACACACACACACACACACACACAGACAGACACACACACACACACAGACACACACACACACACACACACAGACACAGACACACACACACACACAGACAGACACACACACACACACACGAGAGAGAGAGGGAGGGGAGGGUCGUACUGAGUCGCCGUGUCGUAGGGUGUCGUGACGUCGUGUCGUAGAGAAACAUGAAGCCUCACCCAGAUGUUAGUCUGAGUCUUUAUGUACACAAAGUUAAACACACACACAUACGCGACACACACACACUCAUGAGCGACACACACGCCAACAUAGUUCCCUCUUCGUUCCCUCCCGUCAGGAUCGUAAUUUGCGAAAGGAAAAAGAAAUGAGUCGUGUAAUUCUUUUGUGAAUGAGAAACGUUUGAGGAGAAUCUUAGUGACACUGUAUAUUGUUCAUAUGGGUUUAAAGUUUCUUUUUUAUUUAUUUUAUAUACAGAUCUUUAUCUCGGUUUUGUUUUUUAUUUAUAGGAGGGGGAGUUCUUUUUUUUUGAUUUUCCUUUUUAUAGAUUUUUAUUUAUGGAGAGUAAUAAAAAAGAGAAGCAGCAGCGAGUUCAUCUUGAAGCGUACGGAGUUGGAGACCGUUCGUCCGCUUCUGUUCCUCUUUAAAACGUGAUGGGAAGAAGAAAAGGCCCAAUUAAACACUAGAGGGAAAAUAGCGAUUCAUUACUUUAUUGAUUAAAAAACAGAACCUAAAUCUUCCUCCUCUCGUCACCGCCUCUACAAGAGGAACAGAAGCGGAGAAACGUUUUCUUGUGAGAAGCAGCAGCCGCCUCGUCGAACACUUUGAUUUUUCCAAUCUGGAGCUUUUGGUUUUGCACAAACAGACUGAUGAUAUUCACCGUCUCACUGCGUCUGCUCACACUGUCCAAUAUGAUUAUUAUUUCUUUUUAAAGCUUCUUCAUUCAGGUCGGAGAUCUGACGCCAACUUCGUGUCUCAGACAUCAUGAUGUGCCUUUUUUUCUUCUUCUACAGUUCAGUUUGUUUCUGCUUCUUUGUCCCGUCACGUUAAAUCCAACGACACAAACUUUUUCUCUCCGCAGAGAAUCAUUUUAUUUUCCCUGAAAUUAUUUUAAUUCCGUUUAUUUUUCACUUAAGAUGAGGAAACGUCCUCGACCCAAACCGUCUAAUUUAUUUAGUAAAACCACACCGACUGAUUUCACUGAGAAACGGUGUUAAUUGUUAGUGGAUUUAUAUUUUCCCCAUUCCAGCAAUAUUGUGAUUUCAGAAACAUGUCCGGUCUGUGACGCGACACACGACAGAUGUUUUCUGACUCAUCGUUCGAGUUUCACAGCGACGGUGCGACAAAUGUUUUUAUCAGCAGAUCCCAUGAAAAGACCGAAACCAACAAGCUUCCUACUGAAGAUUUUCCCUCUUUAAAAACCUGAUAGGAACAAAAUGAUCUCAUUUCUAAAGCUGAGAUUUUUCUCAUGUGAGCUGGCAGGAAAAACACUCGCAGCUCUUUGGUUUGGUCUUUGAACGGGUUCCGAGUCUGAAGUCGUCUCUUCUCCGCAGAGCAGCUGACAGUUGAACCUGUUUGGUUGCCUUAUGUUCUUUCUGUUGUUCCGAACACGCUGUCGAUCACGUUAUCAGCCGUUUGCUUUUCAAGAGAAAUCAACUGCUGAGCGGACCGAUCAUCAUAUCUCCGUCUUUGUUGUAAAUCUGCUUCUCAACAGACACGCAUCAGUCGGCGGUUUCUGACGAAAGAGGUGAACGACGCAGUGACGGUUUCUUUUUGUUUUCACAGUCCUUGAUGAGUAAAGAGGGAUAUAACUUUAUUUUUAAAUAAACCUUUUUUCUGUGA
Molecule: messenger RNA, 5326 nt
Organism: Scophthalmus maximus (turbot)
Lineage: Eukaryota; Metazoa; Chordata; Actinopteri; Pleuronectiformes; Scophthalmidae
Gene: mgat5
Product: alpha-1,6-mannosylglycoprotein 6-beta-N-acetylglucosaminyltransferase
Exons: 18
Coding region: 552-2777 (741 amino acids)
Biological process (GO): protein N-linked glycosylation
Cellular component (GO): Golgi apparatus
Molecular function (GO): alpha-1,6-mannosylglycoprotein 6-beta-N-acetylglucosaminyltransferase activity
Source: RefSeq, a predicted model, not a curated record